Cicer arietinum (chickpea) is the source of this 1137-nucleotide messenger RNA. Its product is annotated as transcription factor HEC1. NCBI's taxonomy places the organism in Eukaryota, Viridiplantae, Streptophyta, Magnoliopsida, Fabales, Fabaceae. The record is from RefSeq and is a predicted model, not a curated record. Gene Ontology annotation, molecular function: protein dimerization activity; DNA-binding transcription factor activity. Gene Ontology annotation, biological process: regulation of DNA-templated transcription.
CAUUUACAUAAAUACAAACAUUAUAUUACAUUUUUCCUAAUUUCAAAUUUUACUGCACCAUGCAAGUGCAGUAGAGAUGAAGUUGCUAUAAAAAGCCCAUUCAGUUUCCUGCUAAAAUUGCUGCUUUUGCUUUUGUUGUUAGUAACUUACAUAGAUCAUAUCAACCUGCACUUUCUUUCUGUACUCUCUUCAACACUAUUUUAUUCUUUCACACUCUCACCUCUGCACCUACUUUCACUUUUCUCAUCUUCCCCAUUUCUCCACCUUCUAUUUUCUCUGUACUUUCAUUUCCUAGGACAGUGUGAAAAUUCCAUUCAUGGAUAAUAAUGAGGACAUAUUGAAAACCUUAGAAACUACUGAUGAAAGCACCAUGAAUCACAUGAUGACAAUGAUGAUGCAAAUGGAAAAGUUUCCUGAAUCAACAUAUCAACCGUUUUAUAACACCAACUCCAAUAGCAACAAUCUUAAUCUCAAUCUCACCAACACAGAAAAUGAAUACUGUUUGAUGAAUCCACCACUCUCUUCUUAUCCUCUUCAACCAAACAAUGCUUCAUCAUAUUCAUACCCUUCAUUAGAGAAAAAGAGUUCAUCAAUGACAGCAAUGAGAGAAAUGAUAUUCAGAAUGGCGGUUAUGCAACCUAUUCACAUAGACCCAGAAACCAUUAAACCACCAAAGAGAAAAAACGUGAAGAUUUCAAAAGAUCCACAGAGUGUAGCUGCAAGACACAGAAGAGAAAGAAUAAGUGAGAAAAUAAGGAUCUUGCAGAGAUUAGUUCCUGGUGGAACAAAAAUGGAUACAGCUUCUAUGUUAGAUGAAGCAAUACAUUAUGUGAAGUUCUUGAAGAAACAAGUGCAGAGUCUUGAACAAGCUGGGGGAAUUACUAGACCUAAUUUGAAUAAUGUUGUUGGUAAUUUCCCUUCAGGAAUGUUUUCUAAUUAUGCUAAUUUUAAUUAUUCUUCUUUGCUUAGAGGUUGUUCAUCACCUUGUCAAAUGGUGGCUCCUACUUCUAAACAUAUGCUAAGUUGAUCACAAGAGAUUAAUGUUGAAUGUGUUAAAUUAUGGAAUUAUAAUUUCUAAAACAGUUUCAUGUUAUUGCAUUAAUUCAAUAAGCUAAUGAAUGUAUGUGUUCACCAAUU